AUGAAGCGCAUAAUGCGCGAGGCUCAGGAGAUGUCCAACUCACCGUCUCCAGAUUACACGGCCUCACCUCUGGAAACCGAUCUCUUCGAAUGGCACUUCACACUCCGCGGCCCCCCAGGUUCUUCUUACGCCGACGGUCUAUACCACGGCCGCAUAGUCCUGCCCCCGACUUACCCUCUCCGCCCGCCCUCCUUCCGCUUCCUGACACCCUCGGGGCGAUUCGAGGCCAACCGCGAGAUUUGCCUCUCAAUAAGUGGGCACCACGAAGAAACGUGGCAACCGGCUUGGGGCGUCCGGACAGCGUUGGUGGCGCUGAGGAGUUUCAUGGAGACGGACUCAAAGGGCCAGCUCGGCGGCCUGGACACGACAGAUGCUGUGCGGAAGAGACUGGCCACCGAGAGCAGGGGUUGGAGGUGUAGUGGCUGCGGGGGCCGGACGAACGAGGACAUCAUCAAAGAAUGUGAGGACGCCGCGAAGGCCGCCGAGGCGGAAGCAGGGGAGGGCAGCAGCAAAAUCCAGGAAGUCGAGGUGCCACCGGAGCUGAGCAUGGGGUUCAAGGACGAGAUGGAGAAGACGGCGGCGGCGGCCGCCGCCGGAGCCGCCGGAGGAAGUAUCGAGGCGACUGCGCAGGCUAUGGAGGACGCGGAAACCGCCGAGUUGGCAGAAGGCUUCGUGCAGACGGUGCCACGAGCAGAUCUCGGGAGUGGAACAGCCGCGUCAACAGCCGCCGGUCUGGCGCAACCAGGCCAGACGGUGCCUCGACCUACAAGAACAGUACCGCUGCCAAAUGUGGCGCACAACACUGCCGUACCGCCACAACAGGCACAACUGCUGCAGCAACAGCACACGCUAAACGACAGAGGGGUACCUAAAUGGAUAGAUAGGGUCAUCGCCGCACUCGUGGUCUGCCUGGUUGGCAUGAUAUUGAAGGUUAUCUUGGGCUUGUAA
Diaporthe amygdali is the source of this 948-nucleotide messenger RNA. RefSeq names its product ubiquitin-conjugating enzyme. NCBI's taxonomy places the organism in Eukaryota, Fungi, Ascomycota, Sordariomycetes, Diaporthales, Diaporthaceae. The transcript has 2 exons. The record is from RefSeq and is a predicted model, not a curated record. Bases 1 to 948 code for a protein of 315 amino acids.